ACAAGCCCAUCUGAAAAUAUCCCAACAGUAUCUUAUCUUCAUUUCUCUCCUUCGCCAACUGAAGUGAAAACUAUCUUCUUCGACGUCUCAUCUUACAAAAAUUGAAACGAUGAACCACCAUCAACACCAACAUUAAGCUCAAUUCUCACCCCAAAAAUGGUGGCCCUCGCAACAUCCAAAUUAACAGAAUUUCAAUUCCGAAAUUCACUCACACACUCCUUCCCACUCACCUCAUACUCACACUCACACUCACUUAGCCUCCUCCUCUUCUCCUCCCAAAAAACGCCGUCGUAUCACCUCCUCAAACCCUUCUCUUCCCUUCGUACCAACCAAAACCCUAACAAACCCGACCACCGCCUCCUCAAACCUCGCUCUCCCUCCUCCGCCGCUCCUUGGCUCAACAAGUGGCCCUCCCCAAGCCCUCCGAUCGAUAAAACCCCCGAAAAGGUCUCCCAAUCCAAUGGAGACAAUCAAUUUGAGGAUAAAAAACAAAGAGAAUCAGAAUCUCAAACUCGCUACUUGAGUAAUACCGAUAAAGGCCAAAACGCAAUAGAACGUAUCGUUUUGCGGUUACGGAACUUAGGGUUGGGGUCCGAUGAUGAAGACGAAGAAGAAGAAGGAGAGGAGGAUGGUUUAGAUUCAAUGCCGGUGACCGGAGAGGAGAAGUUGGAAGAUUUGUUGAAGCGAGAAUGGGCCCGGCCCAAUGCGGUGUUUUUGGAUGAAAUGAACGAGGCAGAGGAUGAGUGGAUGUUGCCGUGGGAGAGAGAGGAGAAGGAGAGGGAGGAAGGAAAGGUGGUGGGAAUGAAGAGGAGGACGGUGGUGAAGGCGCCGACGCUGGCGGAGCUGACCAUUGAGGACGAGGAGUUGAGGCGGUUGAGGAGGAUGGGAAUGCAUUUAAGGGAGAGGAUUAAUGUGCCGAAAGCUGGAAUAACGCAGGCAGUUCUUGAGAAGAUUCAUGAUAAUUGGAGAAAGAAUGAGCUGGUUAGGCUCAAGUUUCAUGAGUUUCUUGCUACUGAUAUGAAAACUGCUCAUGAAGUUGUUGAGCGACGAACUGCAGGAUUAGUUAUAUGGAGGUCAGGAAGUGUCAUGGUGGUGUAUCGAGGAAGUAACUAUGGAGGGCCUUCUUCGAAAUCACAACCUGUUGAAAGAGAAGGAGAUGCUCUUUUUGUCCCAGAUGUAUCUUCUGCUGAUGGUGCAGCUCUGAGAAGUGUCAAUGGUGCAACUUCAACUUCAGAAAAGAGUGAGCCUGCUGUCAGGAUUGCAGAUCAUACUAAGACCAUGACAGAAGAGGAAGCUGAAUUUAACAGCUUACUGGAUAGUUUAGGUCCCCGUUUUCAGGAGUGGUGGGGUACAGGAAUGCUUCCAGUUGAUGCUGAUUUACUUCCUCAAAAAAUCCCUGGCUAUAAAACACCUUUCAGGGUUCUUCCUACUGGAAUGCGAUCUCGACUGACCAAUGCAGAAAUGACUGAUUUACGGAAACUUGCUAGAAAAAUUCCUUCUCAUUUUGCCCUUGGGAGGAAUAGAAAUCAUCAGGGAUUGGCAGCUGCUAUAAUUAAGCUCUGGGAGAAAACCCUUGUUGCAAAGAUUGCUGUAAAACGAGGUAUCCAGAAUACAAAUAACAAACUAAUGGCUGAGGAGCUGAAGAGUUUAACUGGGGGUACCUUGCUUCUCAGAAACAAGUAUUAUAUUGUUAUAUUCCGUGGAAAAGAUUUUCUCCCAACAAGUGUAGCUGCUGCUUUGGCAGAAAGAGAGGAAUUUGCAAAACAGAUUCAAGAUGUUGAAGAGAAAGUGCGGAAUAAAGUAUUGGAGGUAACUCCAUCUGGUGAAAACGAAGUACCAGCACCUGCAGGAUCUUUGGCUGAGUUUUAUGAGGCCCAAUCUCGGUGGGGAAGAGAAGUAUCCACUGAAGAACGGGAGAGGAUGAUGGAAGAAGCUGCCAAAGCUAAGCAUGCCAGGCUUGUCAAACGGAUUGAACACAAAUUAGCUGUUGCACAAGCAAAAAAGCUGAGAGCAGAGAAAUUGUUAGCUAAAAUAGAAGCCUCCAUGGUUCCUUCUGGUCCUGAUUAUGACCAAGAGACAAUCACUGAUGAGGAACGGAUUAUGUUUCGUAGGGUUGGUUUAAAAAUGAAAGCAUACUUGCCUCUUGGCAUUCGAGGUGUUUUUGAUGGUGUCAUUGAGAAUAUGCAUUUACAUUGGAAGUACAGAGAACUUGUCAAAUUAAUAUCCAAACAAAAGACCCUUGCAUUUGUUGAAGAUACGGCAAGGUUAUUGGAAUAUGAAAGUGGUGGAAUACUGGUGGCAAUAGAAAGAGUUCCGAAAGGAUUUGCCAUAAUUUACUAUCGUGGGAAGAAUUAUAGACGGCCCAUUAGCUUGAGGCCAAGAAACCUGCUGACGAAGGCAAAAGCAUUAAAGCGUUCUGUGGCCAUGCAGCGGCAUGAGGCUCUCAGUCAGCAUAUAUCCGAGCUGGAGAGCACCAUAGAGCAAAUGAGGAAAGAAAUUGGUGUUUCCCUAGAUGUACAGGAUGGAAAUGCUGGGAGCUCUGAGGUCCAUGGCCAAUUUGAUCAGAUGUCGGAAUUGAGUGAAAGUGAAGAUGAAGUUGCGGUCAUGGAAUCUGAUGGUGAUUUUGAUUCUGAAGAAGAUCUAGAUUGGGAAGCUGAUGAAGACUCUGAAAUCGAUCAAGAUUCUCUUAGCAUUUCUUGCUGAACUUAAUGAGUGGAUAACUUUUUGUCAUUGUCUAUGUCCAAUUCAGGUUAAAUGAUGGUGGAUUGUUGAUAGCUUGCAUCACACUUCGGAUGAUUGUACUUGAGAAUUGUGCUGAAGAUUAUUAUUAAUGGAGCUGAAGAUUCAUUACUAUCACAAUGUGAUGGAUUUGCAACUUGAGAAUUGAGUACUCCUAAUGAGCUAUUGCGCAAUAGCCCAAUCUGUCAGCCUCUCGGAUGUGUAUGCUGGAACCACGACAUGAAGGCUGACUGAGAUUUGACAGGAGGCAGUGUUCCGUUUUUCUCACCAUUUUGGCCUUCAUGCUUAAACAUUGUGUAAACAUGUUCUAAUUAUGUAAUUAAUGUGUAAAAUACUACAAUUUUGUAUUCAAUAUCCUGAAGAAAGCCAGCAACUUCCCUUAAACAAACAAAUUAUUUUGCUGAAUCAUAUCAUUUUUGCCUAUGAGAAUUCACUGU
Molecule: messenger RNA, 3176 nt
Organism: Pistacia vera
Lineage: Eukaryota; Viridiplantae; Streptophyta; Magnoliopsida; Sapindales; Anacardiaceae
Product: CRM-domain containing factor CFM3, chloroplastic/mitochondrial
Exons: 10
Coding region: 157-2703 (848 amino acids)
Biological process (GO): RNA splicing, via transesterification reactions
Molecular function (GO): mRNA binding
Source: RefSeq, a predicted model, not a curated record